GCGUUUGCGCCAAAAGGGGGUCUAACAGGCGGAUUGGAUUUUAACAGCAGUCUGUUAUCACACUUUCUCGCGCGCGGUUCGGGUUUCGGCGUUGGCGUGUUGCGGCUGCUUUCCUUAGGAAUUAAGCUUUAUAUUUAGCACCACAAUUAAAUAAUAGUCAUUAAAAAAACCACGUGCUACAACAACAACAACUGGUUAAAAAGCCGCCGACGUCGUCGCCGUUAUUGCCUGUGUGUUUGUGUGUGUGUCUGUUCUCGUGGGAGAAGCGAAGAGAGUGCGAAAAGAAGAGAGAAGUGAAGCGCGGAGUGCAAAGUGCAGAGCAGGUUGAUUGGAAAAAGCCGCCGCUAAAGAAGAGCUUAAUUAAAUCUUUAAAAAAAUCGCAUUGUGGAUAUCAAUAGUUAAAGCCUGUGUUUGUGUUUUUGUGGAACAUGUGCCGCGUUGUUGUUGUUUCCCAGUGAAGAGCGAAAAACAAGCAAAAAAAGAAAAACCGUGUGUGUGUCGUCGUCAAGCAAUUUGUUGCUGCUAUUGUUGUUGCUGUGAUCUUGCGUGGCAAGCUCUCCUCUUCAUCCGUACCCCUCUACUCACCACCUACCACCCACCACCCCUCCUCAACAUGAGCAAACGCGGUGCUGUCAUUUUGAGCUCAAUUCGUUUGCUCCUCGGCCGCUCUCACCAUGUGCGUCAGUUUGAGCUGAGUGGACUGCGUCUAACGCCGCUAUCGACAUCGUUUGUAACCCUGCACAGAAAUUUUGCCUCGUCUACGAAUUCCUCGGAUGAUGAGCAAAAAAAACUGGAGAAGCACAAAAAGGAAACGCCAACAAGUGGCGACGCUGAGGAUUUGAGGCGCCUCAAUCUCAGCGAUUUGAGGGCGCGUCUGCGUGAGCGCGGACUUAGUGCAACGGGCAGAAAGCAAACUCUAAUUGAACGCUUAGAGACAACAACAAUAACAACGACUACCACAACAACAACAACAGCGGCAACAACACCAACAAGCAACAAUUUGUCGCCGAUUUGCCACGGGGAGGAAACCACGCAACAACAACAACAGCCGCAGCUCGUAAAUUGUGUUGCCCGUGUUGCAGAGGCUGAGGCAGAUGCCUGUGGCAACAACGCGGCGACUUUGACGCCAGAAAAUGGGGAUGUGCAUCUGGAGUAUGUGAAUGGAAUGCCCCAUUUGACAAUUCGCCUGCCCAGUCGCAAUGAAUUGUGUCAGUUUGCACUGAAGCCCAUCUCACAUACAGUGGGCCAUCUGCUGGCGAUGCUGAGGGAGGAGGAUCGUGGCAUUGAUCGUGCUGCGAUCAUCAAUAAGCACGGCGUGCGAAUUGCCUCCUCCUGCACCAUUGACAGACUGCUGGAUGACGAGUUUAGCAUACAAAUCAACAAUCGCAGUCUGGAUGUGAAGCCGCCAGAACGUGAGAAGCUCACAGUGGAAACGGUUGAUAAGAUGGGCGAUGUACGCAAAAUCAUAGCACAGCUCUACGAGGCUUUUAAUGUGGGCGAAUAUCAGCUGGAGAAGAGCCAUCAAUUGGCUCAGGAAUUGGAAAGUCUACGCUACGAACUGGAGCCACUCGAGGAGAAAAAAAUGGAACUGGCCAAGAAGGCAGAAAGUCGCACCAAUAUGAUGACCUGGGUGGGACUGGGACUGAUGUCUGUACAAUUUGGCAUUUUGGCACGCUUGACCUGGUGGGAAUACUCUUGGGAUAUUAUGGAGCCGGUGACCUAUUUUGUCACCUACGGCACCACAAUGGCCAUGUACGCCUACUAUUGUGUAACCAAGCGUGAAUACAUCUUGGAGAAUGUGUAUAAUCGUGAGUACACGUUGAACAUCUAUCGGAAUGCCAAGAAGAAUCAGUUCGAUGUGGAAACCUAUAAUCGACUGAAGCGUAGAACGGCGGAAUUGGAAUAUAAUUUGAGACGUUUAAAUGAUCCUAUCAACAUGCAACUGCCGGCACAUUUGGUGCGCACCCAACUGGACACACCGCCCACGGAUGAGAGCAAAUCUUUGGAGAAGAGCAAAGAAAAGAGUACUUAAAAUAUCCCACUCCUUCUAGACAUCGUAGCGAACAGUUGCGAGACUAUAUGUAAGGGUAGAAGUUGAGAAGAAUGAGAGGAAAUCUAGUAAUAUAGCCAUCCAACUACUAAAUGAAAUUGAAACUCAAAUCCCUAAUCAAACAAUCAAUCAGUGAAUCAAUCAACUUAUCGUCCUUCAACUCAUGUUAAUCGCACAAAAAGAACAGUGAUCAAAAUUAUAGUCAACUUUAUAUAGAAUUAUAUAUAUUUACAUAUGUGGAUAAAUGGAUUUA
Molecule: messenger RNA, 2303 nt
Organism: Drosophila innubila
Lineage: Eukaryota; Metazoa; Arthropoda; Insecta; Diptera; Drosophilidae
Gene: MCU
Product: calcium uniporter protein, mitochondrial
Exons: 9
Coding region: 614-2032 (472 amino acids)
Biological process (GO): mitochondrial calcium ion homeostasis; calcium import into the mitochondrion
Cellular component (GO): uniplex complex; mitochondrial inner membrane
Molecular function (GO): calcium channel activity; uniporter activity
Source: RefSeq, a predicted model, not a curated record